AUGGAUGGAUGUCUUUCAAGAAAAAUUACAGAAUUAAAAUUAUUUUAAGAAAUUUCUUGGUUUAGAAAUAAAAGUAUUAAUAUUUAAAUACUUAUGAAAAGCAGAUAUUUUAUGGACGACUUUGAGUAGCUAAAAUUUAUGAAAUAAGCCGAAUUUGUUGAAUAUUCCAUCUUAAGUUUAAGGGGGAAAAGCAAAAUGCUACUGAUAAAAUGUAUUUCUUGUUGGAAUAGAAUAUGUUUUAAUUAAUAGUUCAUAGAGAGCCAUGUAAUUAAAUAACCAUUAUAAACUGAUUAUUAAGUAUUGAAAAAGGAUAUAAAAAAAUGGUUAAAGACAUUCUAAUCAUUACAUGUAAUGAGAAAAAAAAACUUUAUAACGGUAUUGAACUAAAAACCAACGUGCCUUAAUACCAUAUGA
Paramecium sonneborni is the source of this 414-nucleotide messenger RNA. The record is from the annotation of a GenBank genome assembly. Lineage: Eukaryota; Ciliophora; Oligohymenophorea; Peniculida; Parameciidae.